This is a messenger RNA of Acaulospora morrowiae, 126 nucleotides long. NCBI's taxonomy places the organism in Eukaryota, Fungi, Glomeromycota, Glomeromycetes, Diversisporales, Acaulosporaceae. The record is from the annotation of a GenBank genome assembly.
AUGUUUGCAUGUGAUCAAGAUAUAACUGAUUGGCUUGCCUCUUGGCACCGUGAAUUUCAAAGGCACAGAGAUUUUUUUGAUAGUUUGCUGGGUUCACUAAAAGAAUACUUUUAUGGGGCUAUAGAU